AUGGAAACUAUCGCUUAUAUUUCUCUUCCUGAGGAAAAUGUAUUAAAUAGAUAUACAACAAAAGAACUUGUCACUUUUUUAAGUAAUUUAAAUGCAAAGCUAGAUAUUGACUUCAAUAUUUUCCACGUUAAAAAAAUCGACGAUAAGUCUUUAAUUAAACAUCAAGAAGGAAGAACAAUAGGGAAUUCGGAAAAGAAUUUCGAAAAAAUCAUAACAUUUGCGAACACUGGUAUUAAAGUGGAGUCUACUCAUAGCGAC
This is a messenger RNA of Funneliformis mosseae, 258 nucleotides long. The record is from the annotation of a GenBank genome assembly. NCBI's taxonomy places the organism in Eukaryota, Fungi, Glomeromycota, Glomeromycetes, Glomerales, Glomeraceae.